Laccaria bicolor S238N-H82 is the source of this 1716-nucleotide messenger RNA. RefSeq lists its product as uncharacterized. The transcript has 16 exons. Gene Ontology annotation, molecular function: cysteine-type endopeptidase activity. NCBI's taxonomy places the organism in Eukaryota, Fungi, Basidiomycota, Agaricomycetes, Agaricales, Hydnangiaceae. The record is from RefSeq and is a predicted model, not a curated record. Bases 1 to 1716 code for a protein of 571 amino acids. Gene Ontology annotation, biological process: proteolysis.
AUGAAGCUACCAGUUGGCCUUUCGACUAUGUUGACAGUCACGAACAGCAUCGGUUCCGCUCUCACAUCAUCAACAAAUAUUGCCCAACCUCUUCGAAAGAAGGCGCUUCUCAUUGGAAUUAAUUACCCCGAGGGCACUGAUUGGAAUUUGAGGGGCCCGCAGAACGAGGUCAGGGAGUUCAGGGAGCUAUUAUUGACUCAAGGUGGAUACCAAGAUGCGAAUAUUGUGGUGCUCACCGACGCACCUGGGACGCAACAGGAAUAUCUGCCUACUAGAGCCAAUAUUCUCAGGGAGAUCAUGAGGCUUACGGCGGGCUCGUCGCCUGGGGACGAGCACUUCCUGUUGUAUUCUGGUCAUUCGGCGCAGAGGAAGGAGAGCGAGAAGAGGGAAACUCCACCGGCCGACACUACCAACACCAAUAGCAAUAGCGCUGUUCCUCAGAUCACCGACAACAACACCACUACCAUCACCAAUGCCACCACCUCUGAAUGCUCCACAGCCCUCGCCAAUACAAGCCUCCCCAAUUGGGUAUCUUUACCCGAGUACACGACCGUCCAACGAACAAUUUCGACCCGCACCGCCCACACCACCACCACCAUCGAGACCUCCACCCUUGGGCUGUCAGAAGAAGACGCCAUCGAAGCCGAUCUUUUGAAGUUCGUCACCCACUUCUCCUCCUCCGACUCCGCAGAGGAAGAAGAGGAAGAGGACGGCUACGAUGAAUAUAUCAUUCCCCUUGACGCUAUCAGUAUCGGUCCCGAGAUGAAGGUGGUAGAUGAGAAGAUCAUACUUGAUGAUAUCCUCAGGCAGUGUCUGGUUCUGCCUUUGUUCCCGCAAGCGAAACUUGUGGCCAUCUUUGACUGCUGUCAUUCUGCAACUUUGCUUGACUUGAAGCAUCAUCGUUGCCAUCGAAUAGGCACUUGGCCCAGCCGAUUUCGUCGGUUCUGCAGACGAUUUUUCGUAGAACCCUAUGCUCGCAUCGUGCUCCCUUUCAAGUCGCACGUCCUGCGGAAGAUUGAGCCAACACAGAGGCCCGAAGACACGGACAGACCGGAAGAGUCGACAGACCCGACUUACCCCAAGCCCGACUUGAAGAGCAGGCCUCAUGGUCGGUUUAGUGGCCUCAAGGCCUUAGGGAAGAAGGCCAGCACGGGAAAGCCAGCAGCUUCACCCCUACCGAGGCAAAGCUCUUUUAACAUUGUUAUCAACCCUCGGAAACGCUGCUCGGGGUUAUGUGCGCGAAUGGAUCUGUCUAGUCUUGAUCGGCAGCAUGUUGUUUGCGUGUCCGCUUGCAAAGAUUCCCAGAUGGGCGUUGAGAAUAAGGCGGGGGAGUCGAUGACUGAGGCUAUCAUUGAUCUCCUCAAGGAAAAUCCACGGCCAACCCUACGGCAGCUGAUGCAAGCUGUGAACGCUAAUACAAAGCGCCAGCGCAAGAAGAUGAAAGAGCAAUAUGAAAACUACGAAAAGAAGAUCAAAUCCCGUGGCCGACCUCCUUCGCAAAAAGAGUUGAAAGUGAUCGAGGAGGGGAAGGAUCUUUGCCAGAACAUGCAGAAUCCACAGAUAUCGAGCUCUAGAUCUCUUGACUUGAGAAAGACGUACUUGUUCGGACCCUCAGACGUUAGUGCGCCUGAUCAUGAAAGGACUCAAGGAUGGAAAGGAGGGCAGCGCUUCAAGCGAUUGCUUCCUUUGUUCAGGCGUGGUCGGGCGCAGUCCUGA